AUGGCAAUUAAUAUGCAGCAUGAUGUUAAUGAAGAAAAAAUGGUUAUAAUUUAUGAAGAAAUAAUUUGUGCGAUAGAUAUUCAUCGCAAAGCUACAGAGUUUUCUCGAGACUUUAUAAAGAGUUAUGAAGGAUAUUUCUUCUGUUUAAUGGUGGCUAUUAUUGUUUGCUUAAGCAGCUCUCUUGUUCAAAUCAUAUCAUGUAAUAGCAUAGAGCAA
This is a messenger RNA of Trachymyrmex septentrionalis, 216 nucleotides long. RefSeq lists its product as uncharacterized. The record is from RefSeq and is a predicted model, not a curated record. The annotation marks the transcript as partial. The transcript is spliced from 3 exons. NCBI's taxonomy places the organism in Eukaryota, Metazoa, Arthropoda, Insecta, Hymenoptera, Formicidae.